Molecule: messenger RNA, 1146 nt
Organism: Didymosphaeria variabile
Lineage: Eukaryota; Fungi; Ascomycota; Dothideomycetes; Pleosporales; Didymosphaeriaceae
Exons: 2
Coding region: 1-1146 (381 amino acids)
Biological process (GO): butyrate catabolic process; fatty acid beta-oxidation using acyl-CoA dehydrogenase
Molecular function (GO): flavin adenine dinucleotide binding
Source: RefSeq, a predicted model, not a curated record
AUGCCAAUCGACUUCCACCUCUCGCCCACCGAAUCAGGCGUCCGCGCCUUGGCCCAAUCUUUCGCCCGCGAAGUUCUCAUCCCCUUUCGAACCUCUCCCUCCUCCUUGUCUCCCUCUCAGAAAGACCGCUUCGCCGGCACCCGGUCUCUCUACUCAGAAGCGGUGGCCCGCGGCCUCAUCAAAGCCCAAAUCGCGCCCCCGCUCGGCGGUACAGGCGGUUCUCUCGUCGAAGCAGCCUUGCUCGUGGAAGAGUGCUAUGCGGCGGACCCAAGUGGGACUUCGUUGACUGUGUUUGGGACGGCACUAGGACUGUUGCCGUUGCAACUGGCUCCGGAGGCCGGCAAGUAUGUUGAGUUCCUGAAGCCGUUUUUGGAAGCCGGAGAGGGAGAUGCGCCACUCGCGAGCUUGGUGUUUAGUGAGCCUGGGGGAACGGCGAAUUGGCUUGAGCGUGGGGCGCCGGGGAUGAACACUACGGUGAGGAGGGAAGGGGAGGAGUGGGUGGUUGAUGGGGAGAAGGUCUGGGGUACUAAUUGCGCUGGGUGGGACGACCGUGGAGCAGAUCUUCAGGCUGUCGUGUGUCGCGACGUAACGACGCCUCCUCGCGAGGACGAAGAUCCAAAGGCUAGGAUCGUCAUCGUCCUAGUAACCCGCGCAGAUAUCGCCCGCAACGGCGAUGCCUCAUUCCAGGUGGUGCAGCACAUGUCUACGAUGGGUCACAAAUCCUACUCUGGCGCUCACGUCCGCUUUUCGAACCUACGCGUGCCGUCCAAGAACAUUCUCUGUGGCCCCGGCCCUGAAGCAGUAGACGCCGUGCUAUCCUCCUUUGACAACACAGGCGUACUCGUGGGCGCCAUGGCGACAGGCGUCAUGCGAGGGGCUUUCAAUGCUGCCCUGGCGUUUGCAAAGUCAGAUAGCCGCCGAGGCGCAACGCCGCUUCUUGAGCGCCAGGCUGUGGCAGACAAGCUGGGCGAUAUCAAGAUGAAAGUUGAGGCUUGUAGAGCGCUCACUUGGAAAGCCGGGCAUGCGCUGAGGAACGGACCGGGAGCGUAUCAGGAGAGGAGGGAGUUGGCGCUUGCGACAAAGGUGUUCUGUAGCGAAUCGGCGGUUAAGGCUGUUAUUGAUGCCAUAGAAGUGGUGGGAGUGUAA